GGCCCCCGGGAUGAGGCCGGAGUUGGGGGAGCGUCCCGGGUCCCGGGCGCGUCGCGGUCUCGGGAGGCGCCGAGCGGAGCGCGGGUCAGGCGGGCCCCGUGCUCGGAGCGCCUCCCUCGCUCUCCGACUUUCUGGGACCUUUCCCGCGCACCCCGCCUCGCCCACCCGCGCACACAUGACAUGGCCCGGCCGGCGUGGCCCCAGAGAACCCCCACCCUCACUCUGGCCUCAGCCCACGCUGGGCCGGGGCAGAUCCGGGCUCGCUCUGGACUCGGGCCACGCGGGGGCGGCCUUGGCCUCUUCCCCCGCGUGUCCCAACCCGCUUCCUCGGUGCGAGUCUCCCAGGACUUCCCCACGGGCGGAGCGGGGCACGAGCGAGUUCCCCUGAGCGCCCCCGGGUCAGAACAGCCCAGGACAGAAGCGGGCAGAGGGGCGGGGGUUGGCGCUCUCCCCUCCCCGCUCCGCCCCUCCCACCCGCCUGCGAAGAGGGGAGACCGGGCCAGAAGGCAGGAUGGCCAGACGGGUGGGGACAGACAAGGGCCCCUUUCCUGGUCACCCUGGAGCAGUGGUCAGGGGCCAGGGUGGGGACAGGCCGAGUGAGGGAAGCCGCCUGGCCUCCCUGCUGACGGCCCGGGACCGGAGGAGGCGGCGGCCAGCGGUUGUUUGCUGUUCCCAGAGGGAGGGACUGGAUUUGGCCUGGAGAGCCGCUGGCCUGGCCGCGAGCCGAGGGGCUUCCUGCCGCCGCCGCCUCCCAGGAGCCCUCAGCCCUCCAUCCACCCCAGCGAGGGCUCCUGCCGGGGGUGCAGGGCGGGAGACAGCCCCGGGUCCUCCUGCCCACCCUGCUGCCAGGUUUGCCCCCAGCUGCCCUCCCGCUGGGUGGACAGUCCUAUGGACGAGGCGGAAAAAUGCGCUGCCAGCCUGGGCGGCCGGGCUCCUAGCAGGAAACAAAGGCGCUCAGACCCGCUGGCGGCCGUCCUGGCCGGAGGCGCUGGCGGCGGAGGGGGGGGCGGGAUCCUGCCCACCGCCCAGCAGGCUGCGCCCCAGCACCCCCUCCUCAGUAGCCGACACCUGAGUGUGAGCAGAGUGGGACGGGGAUACUGUGCCUUUGUGUGCCCAACAAUGGUGCGGCCGGCUGAGAAGGUGAGCUCGCUGGGCAAGGACUGGCACAAGUUCUGCCUGAAGUGUGAGCGCUGCAGCAAGACGCUGACGCCCGGGGGCCACGCCGAGCAUGACGGGAAGCCGUUCUGCCACAAGCCCUGCUACGCCACGCUGUUCGGACCCAAAGGUGUGAACAUCGGGGGUGCCGGCUCCUACAUCUACGAGAAGCCGGCUGUAGAGGGCCCGCAGGUCACUGGCCCCAUCGAGGUGCCCGUGGCCCGAGCUGAGGAGCGGAAGGCGAGUGGCCCCCCAAAGGGGCCCAGCAAAGCCUCCAGCUUCACCACCUUCACUGGGGAGCCCAACAUGUGUCCUCGCUGCAACAAGAGGGUCUACUUCGCCGAGAAGGUGACUUCUCUGGGCAAGGACUGGCACCGGCCGUGCCUGCGCUGUGAGCGCUGCGGGAAGACGCUGACCCCGGGCGGGCACGCGGAGCACGAUGGCCAGCCCUACUGCCACAAGCCCUGCUACGGAAUCCUCUUCGGACCCAAGGGAGUGAAUACUGGAGCUGUGGGCAGCUACAUCUACGACAGGGACCCGGAGGGCAAAGUCCAGCCCUAGGAUCCUGCCUGCCCAGGGCCCACUGCUGGGCCCCGGGGGGACCGUGCCCAGCGGCCCAGUCCUGCCUCAGUUGGUCCGGGCCCAAGUCCGGGGCCUGCGUGUUGGGGGAGGAGGCCGCCACCCAUGCCCCUAGAGGCGCCUGCCUGUGCCCGCACCGCGACCCCCUGGUGUGUCCUUGGGCCUCCUUGCCUGUGCGACCCACGUGUCUUCAGUCUGUCUCCUGGCCCCGCGUGUCCCCACGGGCCCGGGCGAGCCUCACGCUCCCCCUCCUGCUGCCCACGCCUCCCACUGUUAUUUAUCGCCCUUGGCCGGGCGGCCACACCACGCCCCGCGUGUCCCCGGACGGGCCCUCUGCUGUCUCCCACGCUCCUCCCAAGCACCGCCCACCACCCUCCCGUGGCUCACACGCAACGCAGACUUUUGCUCAAUAAAAUGUUUGAGGAUCGCUGGA
Messenger RNA from Myotis daubentonii (Daubenton's bat), 2167 nucleotides. It is a transcript of the gene CRIP2, whose product is annotated as cysteine rich protein 2. Lineage: Eukaryota; Metazoa; Chordata; Mammalia; Chiroptera; Vespertilionidae. The record is from RefSeq and is a predicted model, not a curated record.